AUGGAUGUUCAAUUAUUGAGUGCUGUGCCGCUAUGUUUUAAUAUUAAUUUAUUUACAUUACAGGCUCGUGCAUCUUUUCUCGACGACUUUCGCAGCGCCAUAUCUAAUAUAAACCAGGGUUUUGGCAAACUAGUUGGCGAUGUUGUCACAGAUGUCAAGGACACCUUAUACUGUACGAUAUCGGCUGUCGAACAAGUGCUGGUUCAGAACGGACUUCUCGACAAACGCACACUGUACAACCAAAAAUGUAAAGGCAUAGAGAAACCAAUACAGCAAACAUUGACUCCCCGAGAUGCUACCCAUAUCAAAACUGUCCGGAAACACUCGGUUAUUCAUCACAAACAUUCAACGCGGCGUAUUUCUCACGAAUCUGCACGUUCGGUGCAAAAUGUUAAUGAAACAAUAAUUAACGUUUUAGGUGAUCGUAUGGACCUCAAAAAUGUAUCCGAUACUCUUGCAAAUGAGACUAAUCGCUUGUCCGAAAUCAGGAAAUUAUUGCGCCAGGAGUCGGAAAAUAUAUCAAAAAAUAUUAAAGAUGGAAUUAAAAAAUUCAACAUUGAUAAUAAUAAAUCAACUGUUGAAUCAAUUUUGGAGGAAAUAAAAUUUUUAAACGAAUUUCGUCGCAACAGUAAGAACGACACAGAGGUUAACGAAUUACGACGUAUUUUAGAUAAAGUGACCGAUGAAAUGCAAUCAAAAACCCAAAACAUAUUUGAUGCACAUAAUUUUAAACAAUUAAAAAAGGAGAUUCAACAAAUUUCAGGUAGUGAUGGAAAAUUACAAAAUCCAAACGAUAGUAAGGAUGUGGCAUUAAACAAAAAUAAUAAAGGAGAUAAUGAAAAUGCGCCUAAGACGCAAAAACAAGAUCAGCAACCUCAAGAAAAAUCUCUAUUUAACUUGGGUUUGGAAUCCAUAGCUUCGAUUUUUAAUUCUCUAUCUACCAGUUCCGAUGAUUUAAAAAAUGCGGCGAACAUCGUUGCAGAUAGUCAACAUACUGAUAAAGUAUUGAGCAAACUCUUUAAAGGGUAAAUAAUAGCUUUUCUUUCGAACGUAAUCGUUAUGAAUAUAUUUGUAAGUAAUUGGGUCACAUUUCUGUCUUUUAUUUUUUUUCUUUAUUUUUAUAUGACCCCAUUGUAAAUGAUUCUCUAGAUUUCAUCCCUAGAAGUUCAAAUUGCAAUGGUAAUACAUUAGGAGGAGUAGGAAUGUAAACAUCUAAUGAGUAAACUAUAAACCAAAAUGAGCUCAUAUCAACUAUAAUCUAUUCCUCGACCGGUGUUAAUAAUUUCCGUUCCUAAAUACGUUUUUAGUUGAACCUACCAAAGAUUAACGCGAACCGAUAGAAAAGGACUUUUUUUGUGUUCUGCUACUCUAAUGUAUCGGUUACUGUACUGGUAGUUUUAUUCAAUAUAAUUAGGAUUCCACACUGCCGUAUUAAGACAAAACACUUUAGGUAUACCAAACCAUCCACUUUUGAGAAUACGCAGUUCUUUGUUUUAUUCCCCUACUAUGAGUAUUUGCUAGAAACAGUAUAUACCUACCUACUGUCAAUAAUGCAUUUAUCAGGGUUUUUUUUGAGUAUAGAAAAAUAUUUAAAUGUCAAGCAUAUACGUAUGUGAUCACGUGCGAAGACCUCAUUUUUGAGUGUUACCGCUAAACAUAUACAGUGUGAUUGUGAUGUCAUAACACGGCAGCACUCUCAUAAGCCAGAUUUAUAUUUGUCUGACGUGUCGUGUCGUGACGCAUCAGAAUAGAAUCGGUAUCAUACAUUUUGUAUGCGACACAUCAGAAGCCAU
Bicyclus anynana (squinting bush brown) is the source of this 1793-nucleotide messenger RNA. RefSeq lists its product as uncharacterized. The transcript has 2 exons. The record is from RefSeq and is a predicted model, not a curated record. NCBI's taxonomy places the organism in Eukaryota, Metazoa, Arthropoda, Insecta, Lepidoptera, Nymphalidae. Bases 1 to 1029 code for a protein of 342 amino acids.